AUGAUCAAACUCUCCACUCGUCUCCCCAAAGGAUUUCUCUCCACAACCUUCAAAAAAACUUCCAAUCCUCAUCACCGAUCAUUAAUUUCCACUUUAAGAAAAUUCACAUCAUCACCAACAAACGAACGCAAAUUUCACAACAACUUGAUUUCUCCUCUUCGUUCCUCCAAUAAUAACAAAUUACAUAAUUUCGGAGAUGCUGAUGAAAAUGGUGCUGAAAAUGACAAGGUGAGGAACAAGAAAAGAAUUGGAGAAUUGAAUGAUCUGUUAGAAUUUAAUCCAAAUUUCACAGAUGCCUUGAUUGAAAGAUCAAAAUGUUAUGAAGGGUUGAGUGAAUGGAAACUUGCAAGUGCUGAUCUAGAGAAGGUUUUAGAGAUUGAACCAAAUAGAGAUGAUAUUGUUUCACAUUUGGAACAAUUAUAUUGGUUUUAUAUACAAAAGGAGAAUUACAAUGUUAAAUUGGCUAAUAAUUAUUUGGAAAGAGCAUUUGAAAUUGUUUCGAAUAAUGCAGUUCAAGUGCCAUUUUCAUAUUAUAGGUCACUUUAUUCCAUCUGUUAUGAAUUGGAACAGUUUGAAAAGGCUAUUUCUUAUGCAACAAAGGGAAUUAAAUCGAUUGAGUCAACUGGACCAAUUGAAAUUGGAAGUAAGGAAGCUGAUGAUUUGGCUGCAUUGUUAUGUAGAAGAGGAAGUGUAUUGAUUACAAAGUUUAAAAUGAUUGAACGUGGAAGACAAGAUUUAGAACGAGCUCUCUCAUUAGCUUCCUCAAAAUACGAACCUCUAGUUCUCAUGUUAGAUUCUUUCAAAUAUUUAAAGAACCACGAUCUAGUUAUGGAGACGUACAAUUUAGUGAAAGAACUCGAAAAGAAGGAGACUAGAACGGAUGAGAAAACCUUAUUAGAAUAUCAAAGGGUUUGGUUAGGAUUCAGAGUUGAUUUAUUUGGGUUGUUUAAGAGAUUACUUAGUGAAGAUUCAUAUCAUUGA
Naegleria gruberi is the source of this 981-nucleotide messenger RNA. RefSeq lists its product as uncharacterized. Gene Ontology annotation, molecular function: protein binding. The transcript has a single exon. The coding region runs from base 1 to 981 and encodes 326 amino acids. The record is from RefSeq and is a predicted model, not a curated record. NCBI's taxonomy places the organism in Eukaryota, Heterolobosea, Eutetramitea, Acrasida, Naegleriidae.